Saccostrea echinata is the source of this 1182-nucleotide messenger RNA. RefSeq lists its product as uncharacterized. NCBI's taxonomy places the organism in Eukaryota, Metazoa, Mollusca, Bivalvia, Ostreida, Ostreidae. Bases 1 to 1182 code for a protein of 393 amino acids. The record is from RefSeq and is a predicted model, not a curated record. The transcript has 2 exons.
AUGGAAUGUCCUGUGACACUGUGCUUUGAACCUACAGAGGUUGCUGAUGUCGUGGCUGUCCUGAGGACGAUAGAUAAUAUACAUCGAGAGGAAUCUGAUGUUUCCUUGACUCAUCAUUUACUGCAAUCAUUACACUUUGACGAAUUUAGAAGCAGAUUAAAAUCCCUGGAGAGUAGAGUUGUCUUAGUGGAUGUCAGUAAUCUGUGCGAGGAUAUUUAUGCUGGAGACGGUCGUGUGUGCAUCUACAGAGUAGAAGUAAAACCUUCCAACAGAAAACUUACAGUUUAUGAGCCCAAAGUUUCCUUGGAUCAAUUUAGAAGAAUACAUCAUUUGCCAAAAUCAUUUCUUGUAACCAGCAAUUCUGAAUCGGUGAUAGACACCAAACUAGCUGUUGACGAACAAUACCAUUACAUGCUUGAAGAAAACAAAGUUAGAAUCUUCCACGAAUCAGAUUCAAACAAGAAAAUUCUUCUUUUCUGUACAAAGUAUACGAUAGAUUCUUUCAAAGAUCGGGUUGAAAAAGUUAUUAAAAGCAUACCUAUGGACGAGCUUCAAAACAUCGUGAAAAAAGCUGCAGAUAUUGCGUUUUCAGAAAAAGAAAUACAAAAAGGUUGUCAAAAUAUAAGAAUUGUAAGUGAGAGACAUUAUAUCGGAUCAGUUCGUAAUGAGAGUUAUAUCUGUCGUUCGCCAUUCACAAUUGGACGGAUUAAAAAAGAAUUAAUUUCAGAGACACUUGAAAAUGUUGGACAACAGUUUACAGAUAUGCUUUUGAUUGGUUUUUUGAAGGACUUUCAAAAAAUGCUUGAAGCAGAGUUUUCGCACAUACCUUGUACAAUUAAUAUUGGAGAUAAUUUUAAAAUUAACCCACAAGGUAUUUUUAUGAUUGCUAGUCUUUUAGGUUUUGUUGUACGAGUUUUGAACCCAGUACUUGGAAUUAUAAUUUCCGUUGCUACAAUUUUGCCAGUAGUGCUGACUUUUGUUCAGCCGGUGAAUGUUAACUCAGUGCAAUGGCGGAACAAAGUAGCAAAUGAAAUAUAUGUGAACAUAUCAGCAAAAAAAGCUGAGAUUAUUGCUGAUGUAUUGAGAAAAUUAGAAUUCAUUUGUUAUCAAACUGAGAAAGAACUGAGAGAAAUCAAUGUAAAACUUGGAUCCGCUAGCAGAAGGAUAUCUUUGGUAGAUUAA